UUCAUAAGUUUAUAUUUAUUUAAGUUGUACGUUAAAACGCUUACUGGCAAAACAAUAGUUCUUGAAAAUAUAAAAAUUACUGAUAAAAUUCUUGUUGUUAAGAGUAUGAUAGAAUAUAUUGAAGGAAUUCCAAUUGAUAAACAGCGUUUGAAAUAUGGUAAAGUCGAGCUUGAAGAUGGCCGUACAAUUGAUUAUUACAAUAUUAAAAAUAAUGAAACUAUUCAUUUAGUCCUGGAAUUGAGAGGUUGCUGA
Messenger RNA from Meloidogyne enterolobii, 252 nucleotides. The record is from the annotation of a GenBank genome assembly. Lineage: Eukaryota; Metazoa; Nematoda; Chromadorea; Rhabditida; Meloidogynidae.